Messenger RNA from Rhizophagus irregularis DAOM 181602=DAOM 197198, 1026 nucleotides. The record is from RefSeq and is a predicted model, not a curated record. Lineage: Eukaryota; Fungi; Glomeromycota; Glomeromycetes; Glomerales; Glomeraceae.
AUGCCAAACAAAAAUAAAAAUGAAAAUGAUGAUGAAAAAUUUGAAAAGAAAACAUUAUUAGGAAAAAUGAGUGAUAAAGAAAAAGAAAUAUUAAAAGAAUUAAUAAGAGAAUAUAAAGAUAUAUUUGAAUAUAAUGGUGAAAAAUUAGGGAGAACAGAUAAGAUAAAAUACAAAAUAGAAAUUGAAGAAAAUAAAGAGCCAAUAGCUCAAAAGAGAUAUAAAGUAACUGAAGAUAAAACAAAAUAUAUAAAAAAAGAAAUAGAACAAUUAUCAAAUAUGGGAAAAAUUAGAAAAUCAUGGAGUGCUUGGGCAUCUCCAAACCAAAAAACUGGCGGUUCGGUUCAGUUUAAUCCGAUUUUUUAUAAAAAUGCGAAAAAUCAAAUAGCCGGCCAUCUAGUGAUCGUACAAAGUCAAGCCAUAUAUCAUUGGAUUCCUCUUGACGAGACACGUCGAAUGGUGCUAUCUAUCGGUGCUAGAGACAUAAUCUUAGCACCAUUCGAUGCGUCUCAGUUAGACGAAUCCAAUGAAUAUAAAUUUGUUCGUAAGAGAGUUCAGUACAAACUUUUUCAAAGGGCCCAUGAAAUUCCAAUCACUAGUUUCAAAGAAAUAGGAAGAGCAGUAAUUGAAGCAAAACUAGAUAGUAUAUACUCUACAGUCAAAACAAAUCCAGAGUUUUUUCAAGAUAUAAGUGCUUUUACAGCCUUAAAUAAUGAAACAGUAAAACUGACUCUAUGGACUUGUGAAGAGAUACAAAAACCUACUGCAAGAGGCACAACAAAAAUUAUGGAAUAUAAGAUAGACAAGAAAGGAAAAAUUAUUAGAUCAGAAAAGCACAAAUCAAAAGGAACUAAUAGAGGAAAAAAUAAUAAUAAUUCAUGUAUAGGAAAGUUGAACAAAUUAGUAUUAAAAGCAACAAAAAUACCAAAAAGUGAGAAUAGAUAUUCAUUUAAAGAAUUAUAUGGAAAUAUAGUUCUUGGACAAAAAAUGGGAAAUCCUCUUAACAAUUGGCCUGAACAAGAAAAGUAG